Molecule: messenger RNA, 168 nt
Organism: Leishmania major strain Friedlin
Lineage: Eukaryota; Euglenozoa; Kinetoplastea; Trypanosomatida; Trypanosomatidae
Exons: 1
Coding region: 1-168 (55 amino acids)
Source: RefSeq, a predicted model, not a curated record
AUGUGCGUACGUGCCCUUCUCUACUGGAUGCUGUUGCUGCUGCUGCUGAGCCCCAUGCAACUCUUCAUUUCUCUCUUCCUCCACAGCUUUUCGAGUAAGCUCUGUCACAGCGCGAUUAUUCUCCCUGUGCUCAACGCCCUUCUCUUGCAACUCUCCCUGGCCCGCUAA